Messenger RNA from Galdieria sulphuraria, 1639 nucleotides. RefSeq lists its product as uncharacterized. The record is from RefSeq and is a predicted model, not a curated record. Gene Ontology annotation, molecular function: protein binding. The transcript has a single exon. The coding region runs from base 131 to 1204 and encodes 357 amino acids. NCBI's taxonomy places the organism in Eukaryota, Rhodophyta, Bangiophyceae, Galdieriales, Galdieriaceae.
UUAAGUGGCUUUUCAAGGUUGAGGGCCAGAACAAAAGGAAGCCUUAAAGUUUGGAGCACAAUUCACCGCUGAGCAACAUACCCGCCAAAAUUUCUUGAAAUGGCAAUGAAGGAAGUUUACUAGUCUUGAAAUGGCGAUGAUGAUAUUCUCAGAAGAUUCCUUGAUUGACGUUCAUUCAGUUUCUAGUUUUUUUGCUCGAAAUGCUAUACAAAGUGCCUUUUUUGACAGCUCUUACUUCCUCUGUGUACCUACUGUGUCUUACGUGUUAAUUCUAGAAGUGACCACUGCUUCAAUGUUACAAGAAAACUGUUCGAUUAGGAAUAGUUGGAAAGUGGCAAUAGAUUGGGUUUCUUGUGUAGCUUUUGAUCAGAGUGGUCGUUUAUUGUUAUUGGCUCGAAAUACUCAGUUGCUGGUGUUACGUUUGGUUGAACAAAGUUGGAAACAAAUAUUUUCGUGUGAUAUGCAUUUUUAUCCUCGUGCCUUGACUAUAGUUGAUCGUGAUAGUUGUAAAUUUGAUAUAUUAGUAUCGGGUGCUUGUGGAGUAGUAAUUGUUCCUUGUAGUAUGGAAAACCAGGAGAAACUUUUGAUUACCCUUCUAGAAGGUACUGCAGGACAUCAGUGUUGUUGUCUGGUAAGUCUCAAUAGUAGAGUGGUGGCAGCUGCUACCACAGAUGGUAGAGCAGCUGUUUGGUUACGAGAAGAGAAAGCCGGUGAUUGGAAACCGGUGGCUUCUUUGAUGCCUCUACAUGAAGCAGUCACAGUAGCAGCUUGCGAUAGGAUAGUGGAUAUUGGAUUGUAUUAUCGUGAAGAGGAUAAGCUUUAUUGCUUGGCUCUCGGUUGGUGGGAUGGAGCAGUUUUGGUAUAUACAAGUCCUCAAGACUGCACGAAUUAUAAGUUGCAGUGGUCCAGAAGAGCUUGUUCCAACUGUCAUACUUGGAAAGACAUUCCUUGUGGAUAUUUAACUUGGCAUGUUAGUGGUCAACAGUUGAUAGUAUGCACGGAACCGUUUCGAAUUAGUAUUCUGAGUGCUUUGGAUGGCGCUGUGAAAAGUAUACUCUUCGUUCCGUCACAUUUUCUAUGCCAGGGUAUUUCCAACUGUAAAGAAUAUUUAUUUCUGUUGUCGAAGAACAUGUCUCAUUCGAAGUGGAGUGUCCUUCAAUAUUGGCGCUUUGGAGAUGAGACUUGCAGUACAGAAGGGGCGUAAUCGAAAGAAAAAAUUUUUUAGAUAAUUGCGCCAUUUCUCCAUGAAGUGGCAACUGCAGAAGACAAUCGUGGUACGUCGUUUUGGCUUGUUCGCUUUCAUUGAAAAGCCGCUUCACGUAUCCAGAGUUGUGUGUCUUUCACAGAUAUGUAACUGUUGUUUUCAGAAACAUAGACUGUGCAUUCCUUCGAAAGAAAAACAACUGGGAAGUAGAAGCUUUUUCUCUGGUGGAUUUCUAGAAAUCCCCAAAGUCCCAAAGAAGAACCAGACUACUGUACGUAUGCAACAAAACAGCAAAGGACCGUUAUCAGGGAAAGCUUGGUGGAGUGGCUUGUUAACGGGAACAGUUCUGUUUGCUCUUCUGAUACCUUACUUGUCCAAUCUCGCAUUCAACGAUGUUGUUCUAACGGAGGACGAUAUAAACUUGAAACUUCGGCA